AUGUUGCUCUUCAGUAUGGUCAACAUCAAACAUGAGUCAAGGCCCUAUUCUUCUGCCCGCCUUUCCUGGCGGCGGCUGGCUGCACGGCGGCAGUGGACGAGUCGGCAGAAGGCAAGAGGCGGGAGGAGCCAUGAAGAGGAGGCAGGGGCAGGAAGAGAUGAACAGGAGGAGAACAAGAGUACAGUGGAGGCCAGUCCACAUGAAACCUUCCACAAGAAAGCCAACCCUGAGACCCCAGGACGUCCAUCCAUUUUUGACGCGGGGACGUCAAGCUUUCCGCGGCAAAACCAACGAAACCCAAGAAACCCAGGGCACCCUGGAGGCAAGCAGGGUGUUUCUAGGCAUGGUCCCCCACUGUAG
Molecule: messenger RNA, 360 nt
Organism: Prorocentrum cordatum
Lineage: Eukaryota; Dinophyceae; Prorocentrales; Prorocentraceae
Source: the annotation of a GenBank genome assembly